AUGAACUUUUCCUUUCCGCACUUUACGCGUGCCAGCACGGACAAUGUGUACACACAGCCACCGCAGAAGUCCCUGCUCGAGUUGGUCAUCGAGGCCAAGGGCCGACUGGGCCUAGUGCCCCAGCGUCAUGCGCUGAAGCAGUACCCAUCUUCGUCCCCGUUCAGCCACUUCUCCGACAGCGACGAGGAAGGUGAAGGCGUCGAUGGCAACGCAAACGAGGCGGAGGCGCGGCAGGAUGCUGUGCUCACUACCCGCACAUCCUGGGUGCCGCCGGCGUAUCUGCUCGACUACUUUUUUUCUGGCGAGUUCCUCUCCGUGUUCUUGACGUUGCACAGCAUCAACGCUUCACGUCCGGUGUCGAUGCUGGUGCCACCGCUGUUGACGGUGCGUGAUGCGCAGCUGCACCCCCUCGUCGAGGCCGGUCUCUGCGCCGUUUUCCAAGAUGCGGCGCACAGCAGCUCUCGUCAGCAGCGUGGCGGCGGCGGUGGUGGAUGGCGGGACGGUGUACGGGGAGGACGAGGGGGUCGCGAUGGUGGUGAGAGGAGCUACAUGGAGAGCAACGCCGCUGCCGCCAGCGCCGACGGUCCUUUCAUGCCCUACGUGGGAGGCGCACAGCAGCGCCAGCUGCAAGGCGGCGUGCUGGGUGCUGGCGAGGGCAACGACAACGGUGCGGCAGAGCCAAGCGCACCGAUUGCGGCGCACACAUCUUGCGUCGAUGCGCAGCGCAGGGUGUACGAGCCCGCGACGACUCCGCUGGCACAGCGCCUUCUUUUUCGGGGACUGCAGCAAGUCGCACUCCCGGCGCUACUCCUUGGCGACCAUGUGCUGCUGAGUGGCCCGCGUGGUAUCGGCAAGCGCACGGCGGCGCUGCUCUCUGCUGGCGCCAACGUUUUGGCAUUCACUAGCAGCGCUGACCCCGGCGCCUCCGAGGAGGCGGACGCCCCUCCAGCGCCCGUGGAGGGUGAAGGGGAGGCAGCUGCUGAUAAACCACCAGCUGCGGCUGAGGGCCCCGCGUCCACCUCUCCCACCGAGGCAGAGGUCAAGCCAGAGGAGGCAAUGGAGGACACCAGGGAUGCGGCAGACACUCGCCCAGAUCCAGCAGAGCCCCCUGCCGCCUCCGAUCCUGCAUCGCCACCGGCUCCUCGCGCGCUCAUUGUCGUCUCGUCCUACCCAGAGGUGCUCUCCGCGGCGCACUGGCUGGGGUCUGUCUUCGGCCCCUCAGCAUUCGCCCCAUACACGUUUCAGAAGGAUGGCGUCGCGCUCCGCCCACUGCUGGAGGCGCAGACGGCUGAGCAGCAACCGGCGGUGCUGGACGGCGGCAGUGGGCCCUACUCGAGCCACGCUCUCGGCCACGGUGGUGUGAUGCUCACUUUCCCCACGACCACUAACGGUCGGCGCUUUAUCGGGCCGCCGUUGUCGCUCCCCUUCAUCACUGACACGACUGGUGCCGCCGGUGCUCCGGCGCUCCCACCAGCGGAUCCCACGCAGGUCGAGUCUGCUCCGCGGCAUGCACAGGCGACGGUGCCGGCUCUUUCGGAGCUGGCGGCCCUCGUGAUGAAUGCGUCGCUGCCUGCAGAGGCCGCCGGGACAGCGCAAGGCUCGGUUGGGGAGCGCACAAACGGCGGAGAUACAAAACUGAAACGGAGGCGGCACAGGGACGAUGAGGAGGUCAGCGAUGACGAUGUCGACAAGGAGCGUGCCGAGAAGCGGUCCUCCCGCACGCACCGCCGCCACCAUCGCCACCGCGGCGAGCGCGACGAGGUCGAGAGCGAAGACGACGAGAUCAGGCGAGUGCGUCAUCGCGAGGAACGCUCGCCGCGCUCCAGCGGCCGCCAUCGCCAUCGCAGCCGGCACGGCGACCGCAGCGAUCGGGGAGGGGAGACGGAGAGUCGAGGAGAGAGGGCCGCAAGCAGCCAUCGCAGCCACCGACGCCACCGCCGUCGCAGUGAUGAGGGUUACGGUGGUGAAGGUGGCAAGGACAGGCGGCCUGUGAACCGCGAGGAGCGGCACUCGCAGCCGCACAGCAGCCACCGAAGAAGCAGCCGCCGUCACCACCACCGCAGCCGCAGCGAUGAGCGUCCGUCCCGUCACCGGAGUCGCCGUCACCACCACCGUAGCCGUCACCGCGGAGACCGUCACGGCGAGGACCGGCGCGGUGUUUCAUCGUCGUCUUCCUCGUCUUCCACAGCCGCCUCGUCCACUUCCUCUGCUGGCUGUCGAAGUGCAGGGCUGCCUCCUUCGAUGCCCACUAACGCGGAGGCAGUGCUGCCGAUGAUUCUGGAUAACAGUGUAGCACCGCCGGCAGCUGACGAGCUGCGCUCCCUUGCGCUGGACUCUGUGGUGCCGCCUGCUGUGCCGAUGGAGGCAGCGGUAACCCCCUUCUCUGCCGCUGCUGUUGUCGAGGAGCCGUUGGCGGCCUCAGAAACGCAGCAAGAAGCAGCUAACGAGGAUAGCACAGCCGAGCUGUCUGAGGUUCUGCGCCAGCGCGUGCCGCUGUUGAUCACCACGUAUCACGCCCUUGGGAUGGCGCUCGGAAUGGUGCAGGGGGAGGCGUCCGCCCUGCCACCGUUGGAACACGUGCGUGUGGCGUUGUUCGUCAAUUUCGAGAGGGUGCUCAUGCCACCGCUGAAGGAGUCUUUCGUCCACUCGUGGUGGCUGUCGUUGGUGAACGCCCUGGAUGUGGAGUGCCAGUUCGUGGUGACGGCCGAUCGCAUGGGCAGUGAGGUGCGCGGCUUCCUCGAUAGCACCAUCAUACCCGAUGCGGGGGAGCGGCUGGUGCACUUUGAUCAGCGCGAUGCGUCGAUAUGGGCUAUGAUGAGCGUGCAGGUGUGCGCCGUACCAGUGGAAGUACCGGUGACGGCUUCGCCGCCGAACGGCGGCAGCGAAGGACGCCCUCGCAUAACCGGCAGCGACAUCGACGCUGCCAAGGUGGCGCAUCUCUUCUCCACCAUUGUUGAACACAUGUUGUCGACCGGCUGCCACGCGACACACCAGAGAGGCGAUGCUGCGUUCGAGGCCCACCGUGGUGGACAGGGCGCGCGUGUAGUGGUCGUCUGCUCUGCUCGUCGCGAGCAGUCGCUGGUGGUGACGCAGCUGCAGCGUCUUUUCCAUGAUCAGGAGCACGACACCCACGCUGCGAUGGUGCGGGUGACGGAGAGAGUGGAGCUGUUCCGCGCAUUAGAGGCGGAGGUGCUGGUCCUGACGGACGCGCAGCUGACCGAUCCUCGCGUGCUUCGUGAUGUGCACCAAUGUGCCGAAGUGGACCUAAUCCUGCACUUCUCCUUGCCACGCACGGUGAUGACGCAGCUGGAGAAGAAGGAGAUCAUCGACUUGCUUGCGCAGCGCGGCCGCGCCAUCCUUGGGAGCUCGAGGCACUUCUGUGCGCGCCGCUGGUGGCGCAGUGCGGCCGUAGCGUCUGCUGCCGCGGGGGCGCCGAGCAGUGCCGUCGACUUUGUGCCAGCCAAGGUAAAAUGUCAGCUGCUGCUGACGGAGCACAACGUGCACGGACGUGCUGGCUCGUGUGUGAUGGAGGCGCUGCGCGAGGUCAGCGACAGCUGA
Messenger RNA from Leishmania major strain Friedlin, 3558 nucleotides. RefSeq lists its product as hypothetical. The coding region runs from base 1 to 3558 and encodes 1185 amino acids. NCBI's taxonomy places the organism in Eukaryota, Euglenozoa, Kinetoplastea, Trypanosomatida, Trypanosomatidae. The record is from RefSeq and is a predicted model, not a curated record. The transcript has a single exon.